AUGGCAGACAAGUCGGCUACAGUUCCACCUCUGCUCGCGGGCCUGCGAGCCUCUCGCUCGUCUCUCUUUUUCUCACAAGGAGGGUGCGGUCCCUCGUCAGUUUUACGAUGCGGCGUGGCCCUGCAGGCGCCGAGACCAUGGCUGUGUGUAGCUUGUUUCACCAUCGCGUUUAUUCCCUUUCUCGAGGGGCCGGUACUGCCUUUUACUCCGGGAGAAUGCGUUGGUUUAAACAGAAAGAAUUCGCCAACCUAUCUCAGGAGCUCGCCUACGCUCGUUCCUGACGGCGCCGGGGACGGGGUUGUGAGACGUGCAACGGUACGGGGGGAAGAAGCACACCUCGAGGCAUUUCCCGACCCCGCCGAACAAGCGGUCGGCUCUCCAGCCUUCGUCGAGCUGAGUGCAGAAGCAAAGAAAGGCGACAGCGAUGAUGAGGAUGAGGAAGGUGGUUCGAGUGGAGACGAAGACGGUGCCAACAGUCAGGGUUCGAAAGAAGCAGAGGAAGAGCCUAGUGGCGGGGGAGGCGACGAAGGCUCCGAGGAAGGAAAGGAGGGGAGCGAAGGUGCCAACGACGGAGAGGCCAGCGCAAAAGCUGAAGAACAGAAGGAGAAAGAGGGUGGAGCAGACGCCUCUGAAAAGGACGAAGAGGGCAGUGCAAAAGCAGAACAUGACGAGGCCGAGAAGUCUGAGCAGUCAGACGACCACGACAAGAGCGAACACGUGUCUCACUCCGCGAAGUCCGGCGAGCAUGACGAUGCCGAGACCAAGCCCUCACACGAAGAGACUGAGGCGAAACAGUCUGGCAGUGCGACGCAUUUGCACGCUGCGGGUGGUGGUGGUGGUGGUGGUGAAAAAGAAGAACCUGAACCGGGCAAGUAUGGGGGGAAAUACAAAGUGCAGUUAAAUUUCAAGCCAGAGCUCAUCAUUCCAAGUGACCUACGCGGCAAGACGGGGCAAGGGAAAGUCCACGUUGACGACCGCGAAUGGUUCCAAGUAGAGAGCACGGAACCUACAAAAAUCCUCAAGCUCGAGGGCGCCAAUGCAGAGGACACAUUCUUUCAUGAGGUACGCGUGGCGUAG
Molecule: messenger RNA, 1077 nt
Organism: Besnoitia besnoiti
Lineage: Eukaryota; Apicomplexa; Conoidasida; Eucoccidiorida; Sarcocystidae
Exons: 1
Coding region: 1-1077 (358 amino acids)
Source: RefSeq, a predicted model, not a curated record